UCUACAAAAUAGCGGGAAAUCCCUCAGCCAACUCGGAGUUAACAGAAAUUUAACGUUCCUUGAAGAAAAAGAAUUAAAAGCCAGACCCGUUGAAGGAAACGCAAACUGGAAACACCAACAUGCCUAAAGCAAACGCUACAUCAAGUAGUCAAAAGGGAAAAAACUACGUUGAAGGUUCUAUUGUGAGAAUAAAACUAGAAAAUAUUCUGACAUAUGAUUCAGUUGAAUUUCAUCCUGGACCUAAUCUUAAUGUAAUUAUUGGACCGAAUGGUACAGGAAAAUCUACUAUUGUGUGUGCUAUUUGCUUAGGGUUAGCUGGAAAAACUGGACUUCUAGGCAGAGCUUCUCAGUUUUCUGAAUUUAUUAAAUAUGGCAACUCUGAAGGAAAAAUAGAACUAGAAUUAUUUAAUUCUAAAGGAGAUAAUUAUGUUAUCAAAAGGGAAAUCCAUAAAAAUAAUACAUCAACAUGGAAUGUUAAUGGACGACAAGCAACACAGAAAGCAGUUGAGGAGACAGUAUCUAGGUUAAGUAUACAAGUUGGUAAUCUCUGUCAGUUUUUACCUCAAGAGAAAGUUGCUGAUUUUGCUAAAAUGACUCAACAAGAAAUGUUAGAAAAUACAGAGAAAGCAGUAGGAGGAAUGGAGUUAUAUGAAAAUCACCAGAAAUUAAAGGAUGCCAGAAAGCAAGCUAGAACUCUAGAAUCUGAGUUUACGACGUUGAAAGAUCGACUUGAACAAGAUAAACAGAAAAAUGCUCGCCUGGAACAAGAUGUGAAAAACUUUGACGAAAGACAAACUCAUCUUAAGAGAAUAAACUUACUAAAACAAAAGAAACCGUGGCUGGAAUAUCAAGAAACAAGAAAAAGAUACAUAGCAGAAAAAGAUAAACUCACUGAGAAAGAAACGGAAGUGAAGAAAGCCAGGGCCACUUUUGCUCCUCUUGAGAAAAAACUUAAUUCAACCAAGGCACGGAAAGAAUCUUUCGAAGUUGAAAUGAAACAAAAGUCAACCACAAUUAAAGAAUAUGCAGAUAAAGUAAGAUCAUCCAGUGAAGAAUUAGAAAGUUGGACGGAUAAGAUUACAGAUAUACAGAAAGACUUAAAAUUUAAACAAGAACAAGAAGAGGCAAGAAAGAAGAAGUUAGUUGGAUUAAAGAAACAAUUACAGGUGUUGGAGAAAGAAUUAUCAGAGUUAGAUACUUCUGAAGAUGUUCAGCCUGCUAUAGAGAAAAUUAAUCUAGAAAUGAGAAAUGCUGGAACAGAGUUGAGUAAUAUAACACAAAGAGGAGAAAGUCUUAAAAUGGAGAUCAGUAACAAGAAAAGAGAAAUAGCAGAUAUGCAGACGGCAUUAAGAAGAAUACAAGAUAUAAGUAAUCACCGGUUAGAAUUAGUGCGUAGGAAACAUAAAGAUACAUAUGAUGCUGUCAUUUGGUUACGACAAAAUAUAGAUCAGUUUAAAGGAGCCAUAUGUGAACCAAUGAUGCUUUGUGUCAACGUUAAAAAUCCAGGAGAUGCUAAAUACAUAGAAACUCAUAUAUCAUUUAAUGACAUGCGAACAUUUGUUUGUGAAGAUCCUGAGGAUCUUGAAAAAUUUAUGUCAGUAGUUAGAGAUCGUCAGAAUUUACGUGUUAAUGCUGCAAAAAUGCCAGUUCAGAGUGUGUCAUCUUUCAAAGCUAGAUACGAAAUUGAUCAUUACAGACGUUAUGGCUUUCAUCAUUAUUUAAAGGAUAUGUUUGAUUGUCCGGAUCCUGUAAUGAGAUAUUUAUGUUGUUUAUAUAGAGUACAUUGUAUACCUGUAGGUAAUAAGUAUACUAAAGAUAAUGUAGCUGGUGUUAUUAAAGAUCAUAGUGAACUUAGUACGUUUUAUACGGUAGAUACACAGUAUACUAUAAAGAAAUCUAAGUAUGAUGGUUCUACUUCAACAAGAAAUACAACAGUCAGGGAUGGUUCAAUACUAAACAUUUCCAUGGACUUAGAGCGAGAAAAUCAGUUAAAAAGACAACUUCAGAAUUGUGAAAAAGCUGUAAAAGCAAGUGAAGAUAAGUAUCAUGAAUUACAGAAGAAAUCACGUGAAUGGGAUACAACCUUGAACCAGUUGAGGGAACAAAAGAAAAAACUACAAGAAAUGAAAGGAAUUGAGCGAAGAUUGCAAACUCAAAUACAACAAAAGAAAGAUAGUAUGCAGCGUGUAGAGAAUGAAGAAAUAGAUUUGUCUGCUGAAGCAAUUGAUGCUAAAAAGAAAAUCAAAGAUAUUACAUUAAAGAAAUGUCAGAUUCUCAAAGUUUUAAAAUCAAAUACAUCUAAAUGUAUGGAGUUAAGUAAAGGUAAAGCUAGAUUAAGUAUACAGUCUGUACAAGCUAUACAAGAAUAUCAAACAACAGAGGCUGAACUAAAAGAUCAAACACAUUUUAUUAAACAAGAAGAAAAAAUUUUAAAGGACCUGAAAGAUGAUGUUGUACGUAUAAAAAAUGAUGCAAGAAAUCAAUUAACAACAGCUAAAAAGGCUACCAAUACACCCCAGAAUGAAGAAUUAUCGCAAGAAAUGAAAAAUGCUUUUUCAACUCUUCCCUUGACAUUAGAAGAUAUAGAAGCUGCUAUACAUGAAGAACAGGCUAGAGCUGAUUGUAGUUUUCAAAUAGAUGAAAGAAUUGUUAUUGAGUAUAAUAACAGAAAAGAGGAAAUAGCUAAACUAGAGAAAGUACUAGAUGAAAGACUUAAUGCUAAAGAAAGUCAUCAAGAAGAAAUAACAAGAGCCAAAGAACAAUGGUUGGGUCCACUACAAGAACUUAUCAGUAAAAUAAACCAGAAUUUCAGUUAUUUCUUGGAAUGUAUGAAAUGUGCUGGUGAAGUGGAGCUAGCUGUACCUGAAAAUCCUGAAGAUUAUGAGAAAUAUGCUGUCAAAAUAAAAGUAAAAUAUCGAGAUGCUGAUGCUUUAAGAGAAUUAACACCACAUCAUCAGAGUGGAGGAGAGAGAAGUGUAGCAACAGUGUUAUAUAUGUUAGCUUUACAAGAACUAGCUAAAUGUCCAUUCCGAUGUGUUGAUGAAAUUAAUCAGGGAAUGGAUCCUGUGAAUGAAAGGAAAGUUUUUGAACUGGUUGUACAGACCGUUUGUAAAAAGGCCAAUUCACAGUAUUUUCUUCUUACACCAAAACUAUUACCUGAUUUAGAAUAUGCAAAUAAUAUGACAGUUUUGUGUGUUUAUAAUGGUCCCAAAAUGAUGAAACACACAGAUUGGAAACUUAAACACUUCCUUCGUAGACGUCAAAAUCUAACAGUUGAUACAUGAAAACUAUAAAUAAUGGACAUUACAACUGUGCCAGGUUGUGUUCUUAUAAAAACAUUGUUCUUAUCUGAGGAGCAAAAUUUUUUAGUUCACUCCAGACUCUUCAUGUACAUCUAUAAAAAUCGAAUAGUAUUGUGAAAGAACAGUCUGAUUAAAACACAGAUCCUAUUUCAUUUCGUUUUUUUUAUAGUUCAAAAUUUCGUUUAGCCAAUGAAACGGUUUGUUACAGCAAGCUUUAGGCGUGUGGUGCACGGAACUGUGGGUAAUCCACUAGAAACAUCAAUGCUGAUUGGUUAAUCAAAUGUCUGACGUCAUAGGGUCAAAAGCCGCUUGUAUGACUUCUGAGGCAACCUAUCGCUAUGUAGUGUAGGCCAUCGAAAGUAUAAAAAAAAAAAACGCAAUAUAGAUCUGUAUUUUAAUCAGAUUGGUGAAAGAAAUGAUUUGUUGCUUCAUUACAUUUUUAUGUUCACUUUAAGUCAUUUUUGAAGUUAUCAUUGCUUGUGUCUGUAAUGCAUAAUUGGGGAUUGAUAAUAAGGCUAUUUAAAGGGGUAUUAUUCAGACAUUUGAGAAUUUUAGGUAGGAGAUAUUUUAUGUUCUGAAUAUAAUCCUCUGUUGACAACUAUGUAUACUAUUUUAUAAAUUGAAUCAUGAGCUAACUUGGCUUCUGUUCGUGUGCACUAAUCUGUAUGGGCUGUGGAUUUUUAGAGAUUAUUAUUAUUAUUAUUAUUAUUAUUACAGCAUAUUUAUAGUGCACCCUUUCAUAUAACAUGUUCAGGAGCACUUUACAAAGUGACAAUGUAAAUCAUACAUAAACAACAAGAUUAUGGACAUGUUAACGAUUGUAUACAGAGUCAGUUAAAAGCCUGAUUAAAUAAAUGUGUUUUAAGUUG
Molecule: messenger RNA, 4171 nt
Organism: Patella vulgata (common limpet)
Lineage: Eukaryota; Metazoa; Mollusca; Gastropoda; Patellidae
Product: structural maintenance of chromosomes protein 5
Exons: 25
Coding region: 120-3284 (1054 amino acids)
Biological process (GO): double-strand break repair via homologous recombination
Cellular component (GO): Smc5-Smc6 complex
Molecular function (GO): ATP hydrolysis activity; ATP binding
Source: RefSeq, a predicted model, not a curated record